This is a messenger RNA of Gadus morhua (Atlantic cod), 4074 nucleotides long. RefSeq names its product phospholipid phosphatase related 2a (gene plppr2a). The record is from RefSeq and is a predicted model, not a curated record. Gene Ontology annotation, biological process: phospholipid metabolic process; phospholipid dephosphorylation; signal transduction. Lineage: Eukaryota; Metazoa; Chordata; Actinopteri; Gadiformes; Gadidae. Bases 538 to 1524 code for a protein of 328 amino acids. The transcript is spliced from 8 exons. Gene Ontology annotation, cellular component: plasma membrane. Gene Ontology annotation, molecular function: phosphatidate phosphatase activity.
UGCUCACCGCACCCUGGAGCCAGCCGCUCUGAGCGGGAGGAGCGACGUGUGUGUGUGUGUGUACAGGCACCCAGCGGACGCAGAGAAGGAGCAGCGGAUGGCAGCGUCUGUUCCUCUGACGGAGUGAGGAGCCCGCGUACUCUGAGCACACCAGCAACCCGUCUCCUGAAGGACCAGAGGAUUCUGAGGACCAGGGUGUGUGUGUGUGAUUGUGUGCGCGCGUGUGUGUGUGUGUUUGUGCACGAGAAGAGGAAGAGUGCAGGGAGAGGUGAGGGGACAACGUAGGGGAAGGGCAGAGGAAGGAGAGGAUCCGAGGAGGAGAGGAGACAUAGACGGAGUCGAGCGGAGAGAGGUUCACCACGUUCUCUCCCCCUCUGCUUCCACCGUCUUCGCUGUCAUGCCCACCGCAUAGGACUCUGUGGCUGCCACGGCAACCGCCAGCUCAGCAGCGAAGGAAUCGGAGGCGUGCGUUGAGUGGACCCGGAGAAGAGGGGGAGAAGGACCCUUAAGGAGGAAGAGGAAGAGGAGAGGAGGAGGAUGGCGGCGGAGGAGAAGCCAGGGCUGAAGAGCAGCAGCUCCAUCGUUCCCUGCUUCCUGUUUGUGGAGCUGGUGAUCAUGGCCGGGACGGUGCUGCUGGCGUACUACUUUGAGUACACGGACACCUUCCCCGUCCACGUGCAGGGCUUCUUCUGCUACGACCGGAGCCUCUCCAAGCCGUACCCGGGGCCGGAGCACGCCAGCCGCGUCCCGCCCCUGCUGCUCUACGCCCUGGUGACGGCCCUGCCCACCUGCACGAUCCUGGUGGGGGAGAUGUGUGCGUUCUUCACCAAGGCGGAGGGGACCCAGGAGAAGACCAUCGUCACGGCGGACUGCUGCUACUUCAACCCCCUGCUGAGGCGCAUCGUCCGCUUCCUGGGUGUCUACGCCUUCGGGCUGUUCACCACCACCAUCUUCGCCAACGCGGGCCAGGUGGUGACAGGAAACCAGACGCCCCACUUCCUGUCGGCGUGCCGGCCCAACUACACGGCGCUGGGCUGCGUGUCGGCCGUGCAGUACGUCACCGAGCGCCGCGCCUGCACGGGGAACCCCCUGCUGGUCGCGUCCGCCAGGAAGUCCUUCCCCUCCAAGGACGCCGCGGUCAGCGUGUACGCCGCCAUCUACACUGUGAUGUACGUGACCCUGGUGUUCCGGACUAAGGGCACGCGGCUGACCAAGCCCACGCUGAGCCUCACCCUGCUGUGCCUGGCCCUGCUGGUGGGCGUGGUCCGCGUGGCCGAGUACCGCAACCACUGGGCCGACGUGCUGGCCGGCUUCGCCACCGGGGGCGCCAUCGCCGUCUUCCUGGUGACCUGUGUGAUCAAUAAGUUCCAGCAGGUGCACCCCCCUCCGCCGCCGUGCCGUCCCCAGCGACCUGAGUCCGUGCUGGGCAUGCCCAUGAUGACACUGCCCUGCGUCCAGAGCCCCUUAGAAAAGUUAAGUGGCCAGCAGACAUCGAGGGGGUCUUCCUUCACCGAGAUCACAUGACCAUCAGCCCUAUCGGUUUCCCGCCACGCCCGAUGUGCUCCUCCCCUCUCACUCCAGUCAGGUGUAGAGGCGGACCCCCGCUGGGGGGCUGUCUCCCCCCAACACCCCCCCGCCUCCCCCCACCGGUCUUACUCUACGCAGGUCUAGGCCUCACAAACACACACACACACACACACACACACACACACACACACACACACACACACACACACACACACACUGACACACAAAUAAACAUACACACACAGAAUACAUUUACAACAAAGCGUGCACGCACCAACCUUUACACACAUGUAGCUGAACACCCACAUAAAUACAUGUCUAUUCAAAAAGAACUACACAUGCCUUCACACACACCCACGCACACGCACACGCACACACACACACACACCCACACAAAAGUAUAUGUAUACAUACGUGAAUGCACACACUUUUAACUCACAUAGCAAAAUAUAUACACAUAGCAUACAUACAUACAGACAUAGAUACACACAUAACUUUACACACACACCAACACUCAAUGACCGGUCCCUAACCUUCUCCUGAACCCCGUCCCUGGAAACCGAUAGGAUAACUCUGCCAAGACUUCUGCUCUGGUUCCUCCACCAGCAAACACGCGACGCUUACAGACUGCUGAGCUCAACAUCGAGGAACCGUGCUAGCCAUGUUCGUCUGUUUUCUCGUCAUAUUUUUCUAUUCCUUUUUCUUCCAGAGACUUUGAGUGUCGUUUUUGAAUCCACUUUUUAUAUGACCCUGGAUCACGGGAGGCUCCAACCGGACGUCACGCCGUAGGCUCCACGGCGAUGUGAUCGGAGGGGAAAAUACAAAACCUUUGGGGGAUUUCUUCUCGUUCUCGACGUUCACCCUGUGACCGGGGUGUCCCUGAAUGAGCCGCUGGGUUUCUCCCUGUGAACUGCAUCUCCGUUAAAUCCCAAGUCACAGUGAAACUCUCGACUCGCUUUCCACCUUGGAUUUGAGAUCAGUGGCCUCUUUUUUUAGAGUCUAACCUUCUGAGAUUUAAAACAUCUCUGUUCAAACACACACAUCUGCAGCACUGCAUUUCACCAUUAUUUCCAGUUAGAGUCUGAAUUCAAAUUAAAAGAACAAAGAUAAGUGUCCUUGCAUGUCACUACUCAUGAUGAACACUAGGGGAACCCAACGGAUUGGAACUGCUGUACUUGAGGAAGAAUGGGCAGCUGAGAUGCACAUGCUUGCUCACAUGCACACGACUAGCACAUUAACACAUGAAUGCACAUAAAGGCCUUCAUAUGAAGGUCAACAGGCGUGUACACACACACAUGCACAACAUGAAAAACUCUGCUUCAUCUCAACGGACCAGUUGCAAACUGAUUCUGUUCUUAGGAGGAGCAAGAUGCACCAAUCACUCAGAACAUCAUGGUGGCAUUACAUGAUGCCACGGACAUUUCAACUGUUGUCUUGUGGAAGUCUUUCCGAUGAAAAGCCUGUGGCUCGGGCCGGCUAUGGAAAAUUCCGUCACACCAAUUGGUUUGUUUCUUUGUAUAUUUAUUGUUGAGAACGUGAUGACCACAGAUGCUGAUUUAUUUAUCAAUGUGAAAUACCGUGUUUCGUGUGUAGCUGAGCAGUUUUGCUGGUUUUGAUUUGCACACGCAUGGCCCAUGCUUGUUGUUUUGUUUUGGUCGGUUCAUCUAUGUUACACAAUACUUGUUUGGGGUAUUUCCGAUCGCUACCUAUCCUGGUUCCCGCUCUCCCUGUGUGUUGUGGGUAAAUCUUGAUAGUCACCGUGCUACGUAUUGUUUUCUCUAAUGGAUCACACACACGCACGAAACACACACACACACACACAUACACAUACACAUACACACACACACACACACAUACACAUACACAUACACAUACACACACACACACACACACACACACACACACACACACACACACACACACACACACACAUACACACACACAUUGACUUUCUCUAAUAACAUCCUACCCCCUCUCUCUCUCUCUCCUCCUUUUACAUUUUCUUACACGGGAGCUUGUUUGUAUGAAACUGUACAUAGUUCAUCCUUUUUGUAUCAUUGAUGUUAUUCAUUCACCAGCGUCUCGUGCACUGUAGCAGUGGAGUGGACGGGGCGGGGUGGCUGAGUGACUCAGCCAUUCACCACGGUGGUGUGGUCAUGAAGGGGGGGUUCUUCUCUCUGAGCUACACUUUUACCUCCACCCUAGCUUGGUCUAGAGAGACACUCUCGAGCCAAGGAUCCCUGAACUCGUCGGUUGUAAAGAUGACUGUGAAACUCAUAAUCUCUUGGUGUGAUGUCCUCCACGUCUAUGUCACUCGAUUGAUGGACGGCUGUCAUUUCAAAUCACUGAUUAGCAACCAUGUAUCCACCACUGUUGUGCGACCCAUUUGGUUUAUGGGUGUGUGUUUGUGUUACAAUCUAACAACACACAACAUUUGAAAGCAGCCAUAUUGUGAACAGCCAACUGAACUAUGGAAUCCUGACCUUUAGUUUGACCUAAACAGGUUCAUAUUUGGGUGCAUUCAAAUAAAAACAACAAUGAAUUUGG